Molecule: messenger RNA, 1366 nt
Organism: Asparagus officinalis (garden asparagus)
Lineage: Eukaryota; Viridiplantae; Streptophyta; Magnoliopsida; Asparagales; Asparagaceae
Product: 2-oxoglutarate-Fe(II) type oxidoreductase
Exons: 11
Coding region: 83-1084 (333 amino acids)
Source: RefSeq, a predicted model, not a curated record
UCGUCUCCUCCGAAUAAAAACCCGAAAACAGAGCGAGAGAGAGAGAGAAACUAGAGAGAGAGUAAGAGGGAGAGAAAUAGCAAUGGCGACGACGACGGCCCUGAACUGCAUCAGCCUCUCAGAGCCCGACGUCGGGAAAUCGGUUGCCCUACUCAAACAGGCUUGUUUGGACUGUGGGUUCUUCUAUGUGGUCGAUCACGGGAUUAGUCAAGAGUUUAUGGACGAGGUUUUUGCUCAAAGCAAGAGGUUUUUCGAUUUGCCGCACGAUGAGAAGAUGAAGCUUCUUAGAAAUGAGAAGCAUCGAGGUUACACGCCGAUUCUGGAUGAGCUCCUUGAUCAAGAAAAUCAAGUCAAUGGUGACUAUAAAGAAGGAUACUAUAUUGGAGUUGAAGUAUCUGAAGACGAUCCACAAGCACAAAAACCAUUUUUUGGACCAAAUUUGUGGCCUUCUGAAGAUUUAUUACCUGGAUGGAGGCAGACUAUGGAGCAAUAUCACAAAGAGGCAUUGACGGUUGCAAGAGAAGUCGCUCGGAUCAUAGCUCUUGCACUUGACUUGGAAGCUGGCUUCUUUGAUAAACCAGAAAUGCUUGGUGAUCCCAUUGCAGUACUGAGACUCCUACACUAUGAAGGUGUAAGAUCAGUUACAGGCAAAGUUUCCAAUCCAGGAAGGGGAAUAUAUGGAGCUGGAGCACAUUCUGAUUAUGGUUUGAUAACUCUUUUGGCAACAGAUGAUGUAGUGGGUCUACAGAUAUGCAAGGAUAGGGAUGCUAAACCUCGGAUAUGGGAAUAUGUAGCACCAGUAAAAGGAGGGUUCAUUGUCAACCUUGGGGACAUGCUUGAGCGGUGGAGCAAUUGUGUUUUCAGGUCGACACUGCACCGAGUAAUAGUUGAUGGUCAGGAGCGCUAUUCUAUUGCCUAUUUUGUGGAGCCAAGCCAUGAGUGCCUUGUUGAGUGCUUGCCGACCUGUACAUCUGAGGCAAACCCUCCCAAGUUUCCUCCAGUGACAUGUGCAGAAUACCUAUCAAAGCGAUAUAAGGACACACAUGCUGAUCUAAGUUCAUACAAUAACGGUUAUCGAGCAUGAAAGAGAAAAACUCCAUAUUUCUUUUCAAGGUCGAAGUUCUGUACAGGAGCUCUCUGGUUUCUCCCAUUUAAUACCUUAUAUGAUCCUUAUAACAGAUCAAUACCAUAACAUAAAGAAGAUAAAAGAUUGUCGGCAAAGAUGCAACUGAAAAUGUAUGCUAUUUAUUAUGUAAAUUUUGAUGUCUCUUGUUUGUAUCAUUUGAUCAAUAAUGACGCAAACCCUGUUGGAACUAGAUGUAUCUGGAUUAUCAGCUUAUAUAUGAUUCAUGUUUAAUUAGUAAAA